Acipenser ruthenus (sterlet) is the source of this 2635-nucleotide messenger RNA. RefSeq names its product zinc finger protein 135-like. The record is from RefSeq and is a predicted model, not a curated record. Lineage: Eukaryota; Metazoa; Chordata; Actinopteri; Acipenseriformes; Acipenseridae. The coding region runs from base 207 to 1469 and encodes 420 amino acids. Gene Ontology annotation, molecular function: RNA polymerase II cis-regulatory region sequence-specific DNA binding; DNA-binding transcription factor activity, RNA polymerase II-specific. Gene Ontology annotation, biological process: central nervous system development; regulation of transcription by RNA polymerase II. The transcript has 2 exons. Gene Ontology annotation, cellular component: nucleus.
UAGGUGGCGCCACCUCUGUUACAUUCUCUAUUCUCGAGAAUCUGUAAAGAGUAACACGGAAGUACACAGUCCUAGUGUGCGAGAGGAGAUGCUCAACGUGGCCGUGUGCUGCUCUCAGUUUGAUUAAAGCGGGUAGCGAGUGUACCACUUAAGACAGUCUGCACCAGAGCAGAGGAGAAGGCGCUGUACUUAACUAAGAGGCGAGAAUGAGACCCGUCUGUGAAAUGAGAGAGAUGGAUCUCUGCGCAUCCUCCGCGUCUCUCCUGGAAGAAGAACUCGCCUCUGCUAUCGAGCCUGCAGUGAAAGCGGCUGUGCUGAGCGUCAUGUCUGCGUUAGCAAAGUUCGUGGACAGUAAAUGUGCAGUUUUCCACCUCAGACUGGACGAAAGAGACAAAGAAUUCGAAAGCGUGAGAUUGCGAUUGGAAAUCGCGGAGAGCGAGUUGAAAACAGUAAGAGAACGAGAAUGCACGAACACUGCCGAUAACAACUUCACACACUCUCUCACAAACACCGAUGAACAAUACUGCGGGAGCGACGGUAUUAUUGCUCACGUCCUGUCAGCCCCUGCCCGGGAUCGCUCCACUGCACCAGUUCAGCCGACCAGGGAGCUGGUGCCUGCAGUCCAGUCCGCACUGAAAAGCUCCCGGGUUUUAAUCCAGGAGGAUGUAACCUAUUCCGUGCUGAUGCGAGGUGAUGAACACAGGGGCCACACAAGCACAGCGGGGGGGACGAUAGCAGUGAAAGGUCCUGCAGAGAGAAAUGCUCUCCCUCAUGCUGAGGAAGGGUCGAAGGCAGAAUCAGUUCCCAUUCAAGAGGAGCUCUUUGACCAGGAAUGGUGCAGGAGUCCAAAGCAGGCUACAGAGCUGACAUCUAUUGAAGGGGAGGAGGAGAAACCUGGACUGGAUCCUGUCCACAUUAAAAAGGAGGACCCUGGAACUGAACCGGUCAUCAUUAAAGAGGAGGUUCUUGAACUUGAAUCUGACCCCAUUGAAGAGGGGGGUGCUGACCACUUUGAAAGAUGGCAGCAGAUUACCACAGGAGAGAAACUGCAUUGCUGCACAGAAUGUGGGAAGAGUUUCACUCAAUUGCAGCAUCUUAAAACACACUUGCGGGUGCACACAGGAGAGAAACCCUAUUCCUGUACUCAAUGUGGCAAGAGAUUCACACAACGAAAAACCCUUAAAACUCACCUCCGAAUCCACACAGGAGAGAAACCCUAUUCCUGUACUCAAUGUGGCAAGAGAUUCAGACAACAAAAUACCCUUAAAACACACCUCCGAAUCCACACAGGAGAGAAACCCUUUUCCUGUACUCAAUGUGGUAAGUGUUUCAUACAACAGCAUUCCCUUAAAACACACCUCCGACACCACACAGGAGAGAAACCUUACUGCUGUAGUCAAUGCGGCAAGAGUUUCACACAGUUACACCACCUUAAAACACACCGGCGAACUCACACAGGCGAGAAAUAGGAUUUUAAAAAAAAAACAGCUUGUUUUAUAAAGCUCACAGGCUAUUUUAAGAUGGAUCUGUAUAAAACUGUUAUAAAAGAAGUCCUUUAAGAUAUAGAAUAGUUUAUGUAUUUCUUUUUACUUUUUAUUCUUAAUUAAAACAACAACGUAAAGAUGCAGAGACCUGACAAAGUGAGAUGAGAAUUCAGCAUUGCAACAGACACUACAACUGGAAAAUAACACUCAAGGUGUCUAAGGAGAAGCAGUGGAACUGGAACUGGAAGUCGAGGCUGUGUUUAAUGUACUGAGCUCCAGCGGAAUCCUUGUUCACAGCAGUGCUGUGGGGAAAGCAAACCCUGCUGCUCAGAGGGGAAUGAUUAUCAGUGACACAGGAAACUCAAAUGGAUUCACACUGCGUAGAGAACCGGACUGAACCAUUGCAUGAGAGACUUUAAUACAUGUAAAAAAAAGCACUUCUGUUAGCUAGAAAAACUUUGACAAACGUGUGAAAGAUUUGAUUAAAUCACAAGGUCUUUGAGUUUCUCUUUUUCAGCAGCCCCCCAGCUCCCCUUACUUUGUAGAUUUCCACCCAUCCAGCUGUUCCCUUUGUUACAGAUUGCGAAGUUACUUCACGCUGGUGCUGGACUGCUUCUAUAAGGAAACACGAGUAACCCAGAUGAAACAGAUUUCUAUUUAUUGCCUGUUUUCAGUCACUCUGAAUUCCUGGAAGGAGGUUUAAAGAUAUGCGUGUCUUGUUGGUUACCAGGUUUGUUAUUAUACACUAGAUUAGGGAGUAACAUUUCAUAGCAUUUCUAUUUCACAUCCACCUCGAAUUAGUUUUCAUGUUCACCAGUGAUCUCCAAGCGAGUGGUGCACAGUCUUAUUAACAUCUAUUCUAAAGCUGGGACCAGCAUGCAUACCUACAAUGCUGCCACGUUUCCACUGUCCUGCCCGAUCUGUACGUGGGCCGCGCAGGUAUGGGGAGGGGAGGGGACAGUACAUUUUCACUGCAGGGCCAGGGACUGGGUGUUUCAAGGUGACCACUUCAAAACUCACCAGAUGGACGGAAUGCAUGUGGACUUGCCUCUCUCAGUGUUUGUGUCAGACUCCUUUUCCUUUAGCACAUGUAGACUGCAUGUUGUUUCCCUGAGCAAAACCAAUAAAUGGAGACACUUUUAACUAUUAAA